UACCACCACAAAUAGAUAAAUAUGGUUAAUUUGAAUUUGUUUUCUUCUAUAUUUGGAUUUUUUUUUGUUAUCAUCAUGCAUUAUUUAACUUCUUGUUUGUCACAAAUGAAAAAGUUAAAUAGAAAAGAACAUCACAAAAAAUAACACAAAAUCACUACAAAAAAAAAACCAUUUAGCGGGGGGUUUUAAGCAAUUUUGCGGGGUUUUCAACCUCCGCAAAUUGUUUUGCAGUGGAAACGGAGAAAUUCCUCCGACGGCGGAGGGUUUCUCCGACGGUGGAGGGAGCACUGCAUUUUCUCUUUCGUUUCUUCAACCUUGUAUUUUCUCAUAUCGUGCCCCCUUUUGUUGUUUUUAGAAAGAUCUUUUAAGAAAAAAGCGCUAGAGCAAGAAAAAAUAAAUUAUAAUAAAAGCGUCGGAGGGAAAAUAGAGCCGGAAGUGGAAAAAAAGACAUUUCAUUCUUCGGGGUUUACAACCUCCCAAAAUUGAAAGAGUAUUUGUUCACAACCGUGUCACCUUUUCACAAACUUGGGGGGUUUAUUGAAACCGCCGAAAAAAAUCACCGCUAAAUGGCAUGUUUUUUGUAGUGAAUUUCAAUUCAUAUAUUAGAAGAAAAAUUGGAGGAAUUAAUUAACUAUGUCGACUGCAUGUUAUGAUGUGCCUGUGCAUAAUCCUAAUCAAAUAUGGCAAACUGAUAAUAUCCUUUUCAAGGAGCUCCCUACUCUUGCCUUUCAAAUUGCCUUUACCACAACUAUAUCUCGUUUCUUUUUCUUUGUCUAUAAACCUUUUCAUCAAUCUCAGCUCAUUUCACAAAUCUCUACUGGUAUUUUUCUAAUUCAAGUUCUUUCGAGAAUUCCAAAUGUUUUCGACUUCAUUUUUCCUGGAUCUGGGGUGAUUAACAUUGACGUUGUAACACAUGCUGGUGUCGUAUACUACGCAUUCCUAACUGGUUUGGAGAUGAACUUGGAUACCAUUUUACAUGUAAAAAAGAAACCCGCAACCAUUGCGAUUUUAGGAUUCAUCUUUCCAAUGGUGAUGGGACCAGCUUUAUACACUCUACAUCGAAACGUUUAUGGCAAUGGUGAGAAAUACCCACUUGAAGAAGGUAGAAUGAAUGCUUAUGUAAUGUGGACUUUAGUUCUCACUGUGACAGGAUUUCCAGUUGUAGUUCAUGCACUUACUGAGCUCAAACUUCUUUAUACUCGUCUUGGUAAGAUUGCAUUAACAACAGCUAUGAUCAGCGACACAUAUGCUUGGAUUUUAUUCACAUUAGUUGUUCCAUUUUCAAUUAAUGGUACAAGGGCAAUAUACUCAGUAUUAAGCACCGUAAUAUUUGUUUUCAUUUGCAUCUAUGUGGCGCGUCCUAUCAUUGUAAAGGUCAUUGAUCGCAAGACAGAAAAAGAUGAAUGGGAUGAUAACCAAUUACUCUUUGUUGUGAUGGGAAUUUUUGUUUGUGCAUACAUAACAGACACUCUUGGCACACAUGGCAUUGUUGGGGCUUUUGUGUAUGGGUUGAUUUUACCACACAGUAAAUUUGCUGACAUGGUAACAUCAACAACUGAUGAUUUUGGUGGCGCGUUUUUAGUACCACUUUACUUUAGUGGCAGUGGAAUGCGCCUCUCGUGUAGUAUCAUUUUCCAGCAACCAAAUUGGCCUUUAACGCUUAUGGUUAUAAUCUUGUUAUGUGUUCUAAAGAUUUUAAGCACUUUGUUUGCCACUUUCUUUUUUGGCAUGCGUAAUCGGGAUGGUUUUGCUCUAGGCAUAAUUCUUAAUACCAAGGGUGCUGUUGCACUAAUGAUGCUCAAUACGGCUUGGGAUAAAUCGAUUCUUUCUGUACCAACCUAUUCUGUCUUAACUGUCGCAGUCCUUUUAAUGACUAUAGUGGUGCCUCCCAUCAUCAAUAUCAUAUACAAGCCCAGAAAGCAUUUUGAACAAACCAAGCUAAAGACUAUACAAAAGCUAAGACUUGAUGCAGAGCUCAGGAUUCUAGCAUGUGUUCACAAUACUCGCCAGGCUACGGGGAUUAUCAGCCUCAUUGAAUCUUUCAAUGCCACCAGACUUUCACCAAUACAUGUUUUUUCACUUUACCUCGUUGAGCUCACAGGACGUGCUGGUGCACUUGUUGCUGCUUAUUUGGAGAAGCCUAGUGGCCAGCCUGGAGCACAAAAUCUUACAAAAUCUCAAGAAGAGCUAGAAAGAAUUAACAAUAGCUUUGAAGCAUUUGGAGAGGCAUAUGAUGCUGUUAGAGUCCAAACCUUAAAUGUUGUGUCAGACUAUGAAACCAUUCAUGAGGAUGUAUUCAACUCGGCUAACGAAAAGCACACAAGCUUGAUUAUCCUUCCAUUCCACAAACAACUAAGUUCAGAAUGUGUGCUAAAAACAACCAGUAUUGCGUACAGAGAUAUAAACCUGAAUGUGAUGCAAGGUGCACCUUGCUCUGUGGGGAUCUUUGUUGAUCGUGAUAUUGGUCCGCUACCAAAAUUGAAAUUUUGUAUUUGUGUGAUCUUUGUUGGAGGUCCAGACGAUCGUGAAGCCCUAGCUAUUGCAUGGAGGAUGGCCGGGCACCCUGGAACACGAUUAUCAGUGGUUCGAAUGCUCUUAUUUGAUAAAGCUGCCGAAGUAGACACCCCAAGUCACGCUGAACCACAAGGAAUACUAUCUGUUGAAAUGGAUAAUGAUAAGCAGAAGGAUUUAGAUGACGAGUAUGUGAAUUUCUUUAGACUAAUAGGAGUGAACAACAAUGAUUCUAUAUCCUAUUCAGAGGUUGAUGUUCAUUCAGUUGAAGAUAUUACCUCAGUACUCAAUGCGAUAGAAAAAUUUGGCUACAAUUUAUACAUAGUUGGACAAGGGAAUCAUAGGAACUCUCAGGUUUUCUCAAAUUUAUUAGAAUGGUGCGAUUGUUUAGAACUUGGAGUAUUAGGGGAUAUGUUGGCAUCAGAAAAUUUUGGUUUGCGCUCAUCUGUGCUAGUUGUGCAACAAUAUGGGUAUGGAGGAUUGAUUUCGGGAAAGCAAUCCAACCAUGUGACUGCUAAUAACAAUGGUUUUGAGACACUUGCGUGAAGACUGAAUAAGCAUAAUGGUUGUUGAGGAACUAACUUGAACACCAUGAAAAUCUUGCUUAAUUUGCUUAUGAAAAUUCAAGCAAGUUUGAGAAAAUACUAAGAUUUUGUUCUGUAUUUAGAUUUGGUACCCGACAUAUUGAUUAGUGGAUGCUUCUGGUGUUUUAUUUUUGGUUGCUACAAUGCUAAACAUGACUCCAUUUGUAUCCAAUAACAUAAAAACAAAAAGUCUUUCUUUC
Messenger RNA from Trifolium pratense (red clover), 3295 nucleotides. RefSeq names its product cation/H(+) antiporter 15-like. Gene Ontology annotation, biological process: proton transmembrane transport; regulation of pH. The record is from RefSeq and is a predicted model, not a curated record. The transcript has 3 exons. Bases 634 to 3057 code for a protein of 807 amino acids. Lineage: Eukaryota; Viridiplantae; Streptophyta; Magnoliopsida; Fabales; Fabaceae. Gene Ontology annotation, molecular function: antiporter activity. Gene Ontology annotation, cellular component: endomembrane system; membrane.